Molecule: messenger RNA, 936 nt
Organism: Dibothriocephalus latus
Lineage: Eukaryota; Metazoa; Platyhelminthes; Cestoda; Diphyllobothriidea; Diphyllobothriidae
Source: the annotation of a GenBank genome assembly
AUGAAGUGCGUUGAGCAUGUUCGGCACCUGGAAGUCCAACUCCUGGCUGAUCAGUAUGGCGAGGCAAUCAGUCUGUUUGGACGUGAUUGCUCAGUCCAACGCAGGCACCAGAAGAUCCUCGAGGAGGCUCCCGUCGUUGUGGCUCCACAGAAAGUAUUUGAUGCUAUGGAACGUGCGGCUAUUAGAUUGGCCAAACUAGUCGGAUAUACAAGCGCUGGCACAGUGGAGUACCUGUAUAACACUGAAACUCAAGAAUUCUUCUUUUUGGAAUUGAAUCCCCGUCUUCAAGUGGAACAUCCCUGCACGGAGGUCAUUUCUGGGGUCAAUUUACCGGCUUGUCAACUACAGGUAAGUUUUCUCGGUGUGAAAUUUGUACAUAUUAUGCCGUUGCAGAUUGCUAUGGGGAUCCCCCUGGUGCGAAUAAAGGACAUUCGCAACCUAUUCGGCCUUGGACAAUCUGAAAACUACUCAAUUAGCUUAAGCGAAAACCUCAGCCUACGCAAACCUCCAUCCUCUCAUGUAAUUGCCGUCCGAGUGACCAGUGAGGAUCCUGAUGAGGGCUUCAAACCGCGCUCCGGAGAUGUCUUUGAGUUGAACUUCAAGAGUAGUCGCUCGGUGUGGGGCUACUUUAGUGUUGGCACAGUGGGUGGUAUUCACGAAUUUGCUGAUUCACAAUUCGGACACUGUUUUUCAGCGGAAGCCUCCCGCGAACAGGCUCGCGAAAACAUGGUGCUGGCCCUUCGCGAACUUCUAAUCCGCGGCGAUUUCCGCACAACGGUGGAGUAUCUGAUAAAAAUACUCGAGUCCGAUGCCUAUAUUUACAACGAAAUUGACAAUGAAUGGCUUGAUCGUCUUAUUGCUCAAAAGGAUAGGGUGAGCUGCUAUUCUUCAUUUAUUACGGUUACUAACACGGUGCUUGCCUUCAAAUACUGUUGA